UGGCGCUCGGAAGGCUGUGAGAUGAGAAAACAGGGUGGUAAAUUGAGAACGCUCCUGCCGAUGUAUUAAGGUUGUACAGGUGAGGGAAGAGAAGGUGGAAAUGGAAUUGCCAAAUCAUGCCAAACAAUUGCUGCUGCAGCUGAAUCAACAAAGAGCUAAAGGCUUCCUGUGUGAUGUGAUCAUAGUGGUGGAGAAUGCUCUCUUUCGAGCGCACAAGAACAUCCUGGCGGCCAGCAGCAUAUACUUCAAGUCCCUCAUGCUCCACGACAACUUGAUCAACCUUGACACCGACAUGGUGAACCCGUCUGUGUUCCGGCAGGUCCUGGAUUUCAUUUACACUGGCAAGCUCUUGUCGUCCGACCAGACCACCGACCAGAACUUCAACGCCCUCCUGACGGCAGCAAGCUACCUCCAACUCCACGACCUGGCUGCCCUCUGUAGGAAGAAGCUAAAGCGCAGCGGAAAGUCACUACCCAGCAAGCCCACCACCCCGAGUGUUGGGCGGCCACUCCGUAACCAGAGGCUGUCCUCCACGCCGGUCACUCCAAAUCACUUUUCAGGUUCAAAAAACUGUGAGAAAAAGCCACGUCAGGGCGAGCUGCUGAACGACAAGCUGUCAGAUGACGAGAUCCUCAUCAGCAGCUCCCAGCGCAGUGGCUCUGCUAACUCCCUCAGCCUGGCAGCCACAAAAAAUGGCAGCAACGGCAACAUUAACAGUAGCGGUGGUGGUGGCAGCGGUGACCAGGAGCUGGGCCUAGACCUCUCCAAGAAGAGCCCCUCAGUAAGCACGGCCACAGAGGAGGUCAGCCCCAACAGCAACCCGCAGGAGUCGCCCCAGUCCGCCACAGCAUCCAUAGCCAACAGUGCCUCAUUCGAAGACUCCGCCACCAACUCCCAGAGCCUGGACAGCGGUGAGCCCAUGGACCUUGGAGAAGGAGGGGGUGAGGACAGCCAGUCCCUCCCAGACGCAGGCCAGCUGCGCAAGAGCUCACGCCAGAUUGCCCGCAAGAAGGAGUGGCCCAAGAAGGAGGGGGCCGGCAAGGGGGAGGAGGCGGAGCUGCCCGUGCCCAAUGGCGUCGCCGGCGGGACGAAGGCAGUGGGGGAUCAGCGGUCCAGCGGCGGCAGCUUCAGCUCGGACCAGUCAUUCCGCUGCAAGGGGGAGGAUGAGGAGGACGUGGAAAACGGGAAGGAGCAUAGCGAUGAGAGCGGGCAGAGCGAGGGCGAGGGUGGCCACACCAGCGCCAACUACGUCUACCGGCAGGAGGGCUUUGAGCCCGCCUUCGGGGACAACCUUUACGUCUGCAUCCCCUGCGGAAAGGGCUUCCCCAGCUCGGAGCAGCUCAAUGCCCACGUGGAGACCCACACUGAGGAGGAGCUGUACAUCAAGGAGGAGGACGCCUACGGCAAGGAGGCGGCAGAGGACCUGUCGGCGCAGACGUCCCCGGCGUUCGGCGGCGAGUCGCGGCCCUUCAAGUGCUCAGUGUGCAGCAGGAGCUACAAGGACCCGGCCACCCUGCGGCAACACGAGAAGAGCCACUGGCUGACGCGCCCGUUCCCCUGCAACAUCUGCGGCAAGAUGUUCACCCAGCGCGGCACCAUGACCCGCCACAUGCGGAGCCACCUGGGCCUCAAGCCCUUCGCCUGUGAGGAGUGCGGCAUGCGCUUCACGCGGCAGUACCGGCUGACGGAGCACAUGCGGGUCCACUCGGGUGAGAAGCCCUACGAAUGUCAGCUCUGCGGCGGCAAGUUCACCCAGCAGCGCAACCUCAUCAGCCACCUGCGAAUGCAUACCUCCCCGUCAUAAGCCAAAGACUUCGAGACAUCCUCGUUCUGGAAAGCGCGCACACACAUCUGUGCCCCCAACC
This is a messenger RNA of Megalops cyprinoides (Indo-Pacific tarpon), 1865 nucleotides long. It is a transcript of the gene hic2, whose product is annotated as hypermethylated in cancer 2. The coding region runs from base 101 to 1804 and encodes 567 amino acids. Gene Ontology annotation, biological process: regulation of transcription by RNA polymerase II. The transcript is spliced from 2 exons. The record is from RefSeq and is a predicted model, not a curated record. Gene Ontology annotation, cellular component: nucleus. NCBI's taxonomy places the organism in Eukaryota, Metazoa, Chordata, Actinopteri, Elopiformes, Megalopidae. Gene Ontology annotation, molecular function: protein binding; DNA-binding transcription factor activity, RNA polymerase II-specific; RNA polymerase II cis-regulatory region sequence-specific DNA binding.